This is a messenger RNA of Grosmannia clavigera kw1407, 1815 nucleotides long. Its product is annotated as upf0132 domain containing protein. NCBI's taxonomy places the organism in Eukaryota, Fungi, Ascomycota, Sordariomycetes, Ophiostomatales, Ophiostomataceae. The record is from RefSeq and is a predicted model, not a curated record. The coding region runs from base 1 to 1815 and encodes 604 amino acids. The transcript is spliced from 4 exons.
AUGCCUCCGCGGCUCGCCCCUCCGAUGUGCUCUGCGCAGCUGCUACGCCGGAGCUUGGCCGAGGGACCGGCCUGUUCCCUGCGCCUGUCACGUGCAUCAUCGCCAGCAUCGAUCGCAUCGACCGCAUCGACUGCUCCUCUGCACACGACCGCACGCAUGGCAGCGGCCGUGACGGUCGGCCCCGGCGGCCGUCUCGUGCUGCCAGCUGACUACGUUCCGCCGACACAGCCGCCGAGCGCGAAGCGGCCGGACAUUCGCAAGUCGCAGCUGCUGCGGUCCUACACGUCGCUGCUGCGCUCCACUCCGCUGAUGCUCGUGUUCCAGCACGGCAACCUGACCGGGCCCGAAUGGACCGCCGUGCGCCGCGAGCUCGCCCUCGCUCUCGACCGUGCUGCCGAGCAGCAGGCUCUGGACGGCAUCGCUUGGCCUGUCGACCUGGCCGCCAGCAUUCGCCUCCAGGUCAUCCGCACCCGCAUCUUUGACGUGGCCCUGCGCCUGACCGAGUUUUAUGAGCCGGAACCCCAGACGUCCCAGACGUCUCAGAAUCCUCAUACCUACACACACGACCUCUCGGCUGCCGCCUACGCUGCCGUUCAGCAGGCCAGAUCCGACGGCGUCACCGCGGCCGACCGCUCCGUCUACGGCCAGCUCGCACCGCUCAUGACUGGUCCUCUUGCCGUGCUGACCUUCCCGGCCGUCUCGCCCGCUCAUCUGGCUGCUGCCCUCUCCGUUCUCGCCCCCGUCUCGCCUGCCUUUCCCGCCCCCGGCCGGAAGAAGAACCCGGGCUACUACGAACCGGUCGUGCAGGCCGCUCUGCCCAAGCUCCUCCUCCUCGGCGGCCGCGUCGAGGGCAGGGCUUUUGACGCUGACGGUGUCCGCUGGGUCGGCGCCAUCAAUGGCGGCCGCACCGGCCUCCAGGCACAGCUCGUCGCCCUGCUCCAGGCCGCCGGCCUCGGCCUCACCACCGCCCUCGAGGGUGCCGGCAAGAACCUCUGGCUCACCAUGGAGAGCCGCAGGACUAUGCUCGAGGAGGACGGCCGGCCGACCAGACCAGGCCGACCAGCCCACCCGCCGUCCGACCCAGCCGUGUUCUGUGCGAGAUGGUCUGCUGACGAUUCGACGAAUCUCCUCUACAUAUACACCCUCCUCCACACAAUGGACUUUGCGCCGUACCAGUCGUCGUCGCCCGAGAACGAGCGGACGUUCUCGCCGCCGGCACCGUCGCCGCGCACGUCGCUCGAGCGGCCGCGCUUCUCGCCACGCCAGCAGAACAACGCGUCACCGGCGGCCAAGACGACCAGCACGGCCAGCCCGCCGCCGCUGCAACACCCGCAGCCGCAGCGUCAGUGGGCUGGCGGCAUGCCUAGCCCGACAUAUUACUCGUAUCAGCAGGGCGCUAGCGGCGGCAUCAGCGACGGCGACGACGGCCGCCGCCGCGGCUCGCUCGAUCCUUACGACGGACGCGACAACGUCAUCAGCGAGUUCGACACCAGCCUCGGCCUUCGCCUCGACUACGAGGCCUGUCUGGCCUACCUCGCCCUGCCACCCGUCGGCUCUAUCCUGCUGCUCAUCCUCGAGCGCAAGAGUGACUACGUCCGAUUCCACGCCUGGCAGGCAAGCCUCGUCUUUACCGCCUUCUUCGUCCUCCACCUCCUCUUCUCCUGGUCCACCGUGCUUAGCUGGCUCAUCUUCCUCGCCGACCUCGGCCUCAUGGCCUGGCUGACCUACAACGCCUACCGCGACGCUGACACCCUCGACAGAUUUGAAGUGCCCUUCUUCGGACGCAUCGCAAACAAGAUCGUCGACGACGAGUAG